This is a messenger RNA of Gracilinanus agilis (Agile Gracile Mouse Opossum), 1542 nucleotides long. RefSeq names its product DNA methyltransferase 1 associated protein 1 (gene DMAP1). Lineage: Eukaryota; Metazoa; Chordata; Mammalia; Didelphimorphia; Didelphidae. The coding region runs from base 28 to 1419 and encodes 463 amino acids. The transcript is spliced from 10 exons. Gene Ontology annotation, biological process: negative regulation of transcription by RNA polymerase II; DNA repair; chromatin remodeling. Gene Ontology annotation, molecular function: transcription corepressor activity. Gene Ontology annotation, cellular component: Swr1 complex; nucleus; NuA4 histone acetyltransferase complex. The record is from RefSeq and is a predicted model, not a curated record.
UCGGGCCCGAACAGUCCGCGGGCCGCCAUGGCGACAGGCGCCGACGUGCGCGACAUUCUGGAGUUGGGUGGGCCGGAGGGCGAUGCGCCGGGGCCCAUCAGCAAGAAGGACAUCAUCAACCCAGACAAGAAAAAGUCCAAGAAGUCAUCAGAGACGCUGACGUUCAAGAGGCCAGAGGGCAUGCACCGAGAGGUCUACGCUUUGCUCUACUCCGACAAAAAGGAUGCACCCCCUCUGCUCCCCAGUGAUACCACUCAAGGAUACCGCACAGUGAAGGCCAAGCUAGGAUCCAAGAAAGUUCGACCCUGGAAGUGGAUGCCUUUUACUAACCCUGCCCGCAAAGAUGGGGCCAUGUUCUAUCACUGGCGGCGUGCAGCUGAGGAAGGCAAGGACUAUCCCUUUGCUAGGUUCAAUAAGGCUGUCCAGGUGCCCGUCUAUUCAGAGCAGGAGUACCAGCUGUACCUGCAUGACGAUGCCUGGACCAAGGCAGAGACUGACCACCUCUUCGACCUGAGCCGGCGCUUUGACCUGCGCUUCGUGGUCAUCCACGAUCGCUACGAUCACCAGCAGUUUAAGAAACGGUCGGUGGAGGACCUGAAGGAGCGUUACUACCACAUCUGUGCCAGGCUGGCCAAUGUCCGGGCUGUGCCAGGCACUGACCUCAAGGUGCCCGUCUUCGAUGCUGGGCAUGAACGGCGGAGGAAGGAGCAGUUGGAGCGGCUCUACAACCGCACCCCUGAGCAGGUGGCAGAGGAGGAGUACCUGGUUCAGGAGCUCCGCAAGAUCGAGGCACGCAAGAAGGAGCGGGAGAAGCGCAGCCAAGACCUGCAGAAGCUCAUCACAGCCGCCGAUACCACGGCGGAGCAGCGGCGCACUGAGCGCAAGGCCCCCAAGAAGAAGCUGCCACAGAAGAAGGAGACCGAGAAGCCGGCUGUCCCGGAGACAGCGGGCAUCAAGUUUCCGGACUUCAAGUCUGCCGGAGUCACCCUUCGAAGUCAGAGGAUGAAGCUUCCAAGCUCUGUGGGGCAGAAGAAGAUCAAGGCCUUGGAGCAGAUGCUUCUGGAGCUCGGAGUGGAGCUGAGCCCGACGCCCACCGAGGAGCUGGUCCAGAUGUUCAACGAGCUCCGCAGCGACCUGGUGCUGCUGUACGAGCUGAAGCAGGCCUGCGCCAACUGCGAGUACGAGCUGCAGAUGCUGCGGCACCGCCAUGAGGCCCUGGCCAGAGUGGGGCCCCUGGGGGCCGCCCCCCCGCCCCCUCCCAGCGCCGAGCCGCCGCCCCUGCCCGGCGAGGGCCCCGGCCCCGACCUGGCCAAGGACGCCAUCAUCGACGUCGUGGGGGCUCCCCUCACGCCCAACUCGAGGAAGCGGCGGGAAUCGGCCUCCAGCUCGUCCUCAGUGAAAAAGGCCAAGAAACCCUGAAGCUCCGGAGGCCCGAGCUGGGCUCGCGCUGCCCGGGUGGGCACCUGGGCAGUGCCCGGGUGGACAGACACGGACUGCUGUUGGGGGGGGGCUGGGCAAAUAGAGCAGCUGCUGCGUGCGGAG